UUAAAAUGGCGGAUGUCUCAAGUAAUGAGCGCAAAAUAAAAGUUAUCAAAACUGGAAAAGUUAUUAAGAAACGUGUUCGAAAUCCUGAAGAAUGGCACAAACAAAAACAAAAACGCUUGAGAAUCGCUGGAUUAGAAUAUAUAAACGUAAAUGGAAAAGUUGUUCCACAAAAAAAGCCUGGCCCAGACUGCAACUGCCGCCGGAGAUGUUUUCAAAAGGUACCUGAAGAUGUCAGGCUGAGAACAUUUCAAGGUUUUUAUUCCAUGAAAACUCAUGAUGAACAAAAUGCUUACUUAUUUGGCUUAAUGCGGCAGGUUGAUGUGAAAAGGAAAAGAGUAAAAAAUAGCAGUAGACGAACAUGCACAUUUGAAUAUUUUGUAAGAGUCAAAGGAAGGGAGACUCAAGUAUGUCAGACUGCAUUUAAAAACAUACAUGCCGUCUCAGAAAGGAAAGUCAGAGUUUUAUGUAAAAAGAUGGAUGAUGGUAUUAUGUUCCCCAGUGACAAUAGAGGAAAGAAUAGCCAUCGGCGCUCUGGUGAAGUACGUCUGCCUGCAGAUAUAAUUGAUCAGAUAAAAAAUCACAUUUAUUCAAUUGUUCACACCCACAGGCUGAAGGACUUCAUUAGACUUGAUAAAAUUGCUGGCCUUGAAAUAAACAUUUCCAAAAUGUGGAAAGAUUACAUUAAGAGUUAUGAUCCAGACAAUUUAUCAGCCACAUUACCGAAAUCCAAAAGAAAUAUAGAAGUAAUGCAAACUGAGACAUAUCAUCCGCAACCUACCCCUCCACAAGAAGCUUUUGCUCCACUCAGUUACCCAGGCAGCGGCCAUUUGGUUAAUAUUGCUGAAAACUAUUUUCAAAAUCAAUACCAGACUGCCACCCUGACUCCAGCAACAAAUUUUUAUCAAACCCCAAAUGGAGGACAAGGUAUGGGGAUCCUGCUUCAAUCGACAUCACAGAGACCCACUCAGACUACCACAGCAUACAUUGUGCUUCAAGCCAAGGCUGAACCUGAUCAGAAUUCUGCACUUGCUAUUGAUAACACCCCUAUGAAUCAAAACAGUAACUUAUCACAAGCAGUCAAUGAACCUGAGAAGAAGAAAAUAAAAAAAGAAAGAAAAAAGGGUCCAUUAGUCAAACAGUGGAGAUAUAAUAACAUAUUUCAUGAUGAAAUAAAUGGGGCAGCACUUGCCGCUAUAAAAACUAGGUUAGGAAUGUAUUAUGCUGAAAGUGAUGCUGCAAGAAAGAAGGCAAAGCAAGUGCGCUCUACUGAUACCACACAAUCACAAAGCCCUCCUGAACAAUUAACACAAUUAGGACAAGCUGUCACUAACGUUACUAUUUACACCCACAGGCCAUAGCUUUAGUUUUUAGCCUUCCAUAAAAUGAAAUAAGGCCUAACAUAAUGUUACUAAUAAUAAUAAAAUCGGUUCUAAGAGUGCCUGUCAAAAAUGUUAUACUUUAGGAUUAACUUUGUUUAUAUGGAUACGAAAGCUUGAAUCGUAAGAUAUAUGAUUGUAUUUAAUUUAAUAAAAUUUGAUUUUGUGAAUAUUUACAAUACAUUCUAUUCUAUUUUAUAAUCUAAUGAAGUAACAAUAUGAUGACAAUACUUUGAAUAGUUUGUGACUCCAAAAUCUAUAUUUAUUUCUUAAAAGUUAGGAUAGCAAGCUUAAAUUUUAUGUUACUAAUAGAUCAUUAAGCUACAUCCAUACUUUUGCAUUAUGACAUUACAUAGUAAAUUAUGAGAUCUCAUGUAAUUACAAGAUAUAUUAUUACCUGUACUGUUUUGCUAGUAGACAUUAUUUUGUAAAGUAAAUUAAAACCUAUUAAUAGUUUCAUUUUCACAAAGCGAAAAACCUCACUAAGAAAUAGGUAAAUCAUUUCGAAAGUCAAAGCAUUAGCACUAGAUGCUAAAUGAAAACGCAUUGUGUACGAUUUCUACAGUAGCUUGCAUUGGCAUUUUAAUCAGUUUGAUAUUUUUCAAUGUUUUUUUAAUCAGUGUUAACAUACUUUUAAUUUUUUUUUUGGGAUUGAUUAAUUUUGAAACGAUUUCUAGAAUUAUUCGAUAUGUCGCUAUAGAUGCUGAUAAAACAUGUUUUUUUGGCAUCACUCUUGACCUUGAAUGUGAAAUCUUGAGUCUUCAAAUCGGAACAAUUUAACGCACCUAGGCAGAAAUAAGACUAUAUCACGAGCAUCGACGAGCGGUUGUAGUAGAAUGUGGUGUGGUUGACCAACUACAACCGGUGUACUCGAAAUUCCUUUAACUCUUAAUGCUAUCAGAUUUUGAGGUAUAUAGAUUUUUUUAAUAAUUAGACCCUAUUUUGAGUAUCC
Molecule: messenger RNA, 2328 nt
Organism: Bombyx mandarina (wild silkworm)
Lineage: Eukaryota; Metazoa; Arthropoda; Insecta; Lepidoptera; Bombycidae
Source: RefSeq, a predicted model, not a curated record